Messenger RNA from Anisakis simplex (herring worm), 222 nucleotides. Lineage: Eukaryota; Metazoa; Nematoda; Chromadorea; Rhabditida; Anisakidae. The record is from the annotation of a GenBank genome assembly.
UUUGCAACAAUUGAACGCGGCUACGAAGAAGAUAAUGCAGUGACUUUGACAAUGCGCCGUAUCGGUCGAGUCAGUUUCAGUCGGGAUUUACCCGUUAGAACGAUGAUCAGAAGCUGGACACUACUUGAUCCAGGUCAUCUUGAAGCACGUCUUUUCAUGGGUACAGUAACGCAUCAUCUCAUGGAGCACACGUCUGUUGUUUACGAGAGGAUAUAUCCUUAA